AAUUAAGCAAGGGACGAGUAAUGUUGCCGAAGAGGUGUCGUAAUUUGCUGUGAAAAUAUUAUGGCAACAGAAGCAAAUGACUCUUUUGACCUGUUGUCGGCUGCAUUGGAUGAGUCUGGUAUUACUGGAAAUGAUUUGGCAGAUUUGAGCUGUGAAUCCUCAGUGCCAUCUACAAGUGACUAUGGCAGUUUGCAAAAUACGGGAUUUCCUGAUUCCCCUCUGGUAAAUGGAACACCGAACAGCAAACAUGGUGACGUGAACCAGGCUGAUCUGUUCAACCAGGCCAUGGGCCAGCUGUCUGCAGCCUCUUCACAUAUCAAACCGAGGAACACACCCAGUCCAGUACUGGCAGGUGUUCCACAGUCUCUGUUACGAGCCAAUACAGUCCAUGGGCAAAGUCCUACAGUACAUGCACCAAAGAUCAUCCGUGUUCCAAGUUCAUUAUUAAACUCUUCCUCCUCCCCACUCUCCUCCCUCCCCAGCAGCAUUACACGCUCCCUGGUGCAAGGGGUGUCACCCAACCAGCCCCGGGUCAUCACCAUCACCCGCAUGGGGUCCGGAGGCAACGUGGGGAGCAGGCAAACCAUCACCCUCACUCCACAAGCUACCAAUGCAAACAGUCCAAAGAUCAUUGUAGCAAGUAGUAAUAAGAAUAUGAACUCUAUUUCAACUGUGAAUGGACAGGUGAUGCGGACUAGUUCACCAAUACAGGUGGUCAGCAAAGUGGGGAUGUCAGGAGGGAAGCUGUUACCUGGCUCAACCAUGACUUCCGCUCAGACAUCUUUGUUGAACAGUUUACAAGGAAAUCGCUCAGUUACUUCUACGGUUCCAAGCAACGUUGCUACGUCACUUGUUAAUGGUAAUAACAUUAAUGCCAUCAAAACUAGUCUUUCCAAUAAGGAUCUCUCAAGGCUGUGGUCUCAAGAAGAUGUCCGGCUGAAAACAAUGGCUGGAAUGCAGGUCCAUCGACAACACAGUCAGACAAUCAUGCGUACUCCAACAGCCCUUGAGGAGGAGGAAGUGGAAGAGGAAGUAGAAGAGUUGGGUCAUGCAGAGACCUACUUCGAGUACAUGCCGGAAAAAUUAAAGCUUGGCGAGAAGCAUCCUGACGCUGUGGUGGAAACAAGCUCCAUGGCAAGUGUGGAGCCUCCCGAUAUCCACUACAAGCUGUGUAUACCCGAGUCUGUGAUGGAUAAUUGUCAGUUGUCCGCUCUGCAGCUGGAGGCCAUUGUAUACUCCAGUCAGAGACAUCAGACAGUCCUGCCAAGUGGUGAACGUGCUGGCUUUCUCAUAGGUGAUGGUGCUGGUGUCGGUAAAGGCAGGACGAUUGCUGGUAUCAUCUAUGAGAACUAUCUUCAGGGGAGGAAGAGAGCACUCUGGUUGAGUGUUUCCAAUGAUCUGAAAGUUGAUGCUGAAAGAGAUCUGAGGGAUAUUGGGGCUGGGAAAAUUGAUGUCCACUCUCUCAAUAAGUUCAAAUAUGCCAAGAUAACUUCCAAAGAGAAUGGAAGUGUGAAGAAGGGCGUGGUAUUCUCCACAUACUCAUCACUGAUUGGCGAGAGCCAGUCCAGUAGCAAGUACCGAACACGCUUGAAGCAGCUCCUCAAGUGGUGUGGCAAAGACUUUGAUGGACUUAUUGUAUUUGAUGAGUGUCAUCGAGCAAAGAAUCUGUGCCCCGUGGGAUCCAGCAAACCCACAAAGACAGGCCAGACGGUGCUGGAGCUACAGAACAGACUGCCCAUGGCUCGCGUUAUCUACGCCAGUGCCACAGGAGCUUCGGAACCAAAGAACAUGGCCUAUAUGACCAGGUUAGGCUUGUGGGGACCAGGCACACCUUUCAAGGAGUUCCCGGACUUCAUCCAGGCAGUUGAACGAAGAGGUGUUGGUGCCAUGGAACUGGUUGCCAUGGAUAUGAAGCUACGUGGAAUGUAUAUAGCCAGGCAGCUGAGUUUCAAAGGCGUUUCCUUCAAGAUUGAAGAGAUUCCACUUGCUGCUGACUUUGUGGAAAUCUACAACAAGUCUGUCAAGCUGUGGGUGGAUGCCCGUGAGAAGUUCCAGCAAGCUGCAGACUUGAUUGAUGCAGAACAGAGGAUGAGAAAGAGCAUGUGGGGGCAGUUCUGGUCCGCUCACCAGCGCUUCUUCAAGUACCUGUGUAUCUCCUCCAAGUGUGCUCACUGUGUGCAGCUGGCUCGAGAGGCUGUCAAAGGGGGCAAGUGUGUUGUGAUCGGCCUCCAGUCAACAGGAGAGGCACGGACACUAGAACAGUUGGAGGAGAUGGGGGGUGAACUCAAUGACUUUGUCUCCACAGCCAAAGGUGUGAUACAGACUCUGGUGGAGAAACACUUCCCUUGCUCAGACCGAAGGAAAACAUUUGACAUGUUUAACCUCGGUGGACAUUCCAACAACAGAACCAAUGGAUUCUUCAACAGCAACAAGAGAAAGAAGGGACAGGUCAACAACAACAAUGCCAAGAAGCCCCGCAAUGACAGCGAUAUUGACAGUUCAAGUGACUCAGGUGACUCGGGCAAGGAGCAAAGUGACUUUGACCUCAGCCUCAGCAGCUUCUCCGAUUCUGACUCUGAGAGCGGAGAUGACAAUAUCAACCCCUUCGGGAGUGGGUCCGAUAGUGAUGAUGACCCGUGGUUGAAACGGGGGACCAAGAAGAAGUCAGGGAGUAAAAAGGUGAAGAAAGAGAAGAAGAAAAAGAAGAAGAAGGAAAAGAAGAAGAAAAAGGACCGCAAUGAAGAUGAGGAGUUUGACAAGAUGUUGGGAGCUGCAGGCCUUCUGUCGAAAAACAGCAGCUGGGGAACGACGUCCAACAACCACAAUGGGUCCUCUAGUCUACGCAGUAAUUUAUUUAGCAAUGAAGAUGGCUGGGAUAAGGCAAUGUCAAUGAAGUCAGACCUACUGGCAAAGAUUGAGAAGCUGGGAGAUGAACUUCCUCCAAACACUCUGGAUUACCUUAUUGAUGAGCUUGGUGGACCAGAGAGUGUAGCAGAGAUGACAGGAAGGAAAGGAAGAGUUGUGAGCAACGAUGACGGUGGUGUGAGUUACGAGUCUCGAAGUGAGGUCGAUGUCCCACUGGAGGUCCUCAACCUCACAGAGAAGCAGAGGUUCAUGGAUGGAGAAAAGUUUAUAGCUAUCAUAUCAGAAGCAGCCAGUUCGGGUAUCUCACUACAAGCUGACCGGCGUGUCAACAACCAGCGGCGGAGGGUACACAUCACGCUAGAGCUGCCCUGGAGCGCCGACAGGGCUAUACAGCAGUUUGGUCGAACUCACCGGUCCAACCAGGUGACAGCACCAGAGUAUGUCUUCAUGAUCUCUGAGCUGGCUGGAGAGAGAAGGUUCGCUUCUACUGUAGCCAAGAGGUUGGAGAGUCUGGGAGCGCUGACUCAUGGUGACCGACGUGCAACCGAGUCCAGAGAUCUCAGCAGGUUCAACAUUGAUAACAAGUAUGGUCGUGCUGCUUUGGAAGCUGUGAUGAAGUGUGUGCUCAACUUGACUGCGGACACACCACUUGUGGCACCCCCACAGACAUACAAGGGAGACUUCUUCCCUGAUGUGAAGAGAGGCCUUGUUGGAGUUGGUAUGAUCGGCAUAGAUGAGCGAUCAGGCUUCCCAAGUCUGGAAAAAGACUACAACAACAUCAGCAAGUACUUGAACCGAAUCCUGGGUAUGGAGGUUGAGCUCCAGAACUCGCUCUUCAAGUAUUUCACAGAUACUCUCACUGCCAUCAUCCUCGAGGCCAAGCGGAAUGGCCGCUGGGACAUGGGCAUUCUGGAUCUGGGUUCCGGAGGUGAGAAGGUCCACAAGGUGGAGACACUGACAUUCCUGGGCAACACAGCCACAAACACAGCCAAGACAGAACUGACUACAGUGAGUGUGGAGAGAGGCAUGGCUUGGAACCAGGCAAUUGAGCUGUGGAGAAAGUGUGUUGGAUCUGAAGAGGGAUUCUACCUGGCCUAUCAGGAACGGAACAUGAAGCGGACGUCCAUCUUGAUUGUGCAUCAGGGAAAGAACAAGAAGAAGGAGCGUCUGUACAACGUGUACCGCCCCAACACUGGCCUCCAACUUCGCUGCGAGACGCUAGAGGAGAUACGCAAGAAGUACAAGAAGGUGCUGCCAGACGAGGCUCAGAACUGGUGGGAUGACCAGUAUUAUGCUUCAGCCAAGUGUUGCAGUCAUGCUUACUGGCGGGGUAACUGUAAGAAGAUGGCCCUUGGACUCCAGUGUGAGAUUGGUCUGCGAACUCGGACGUACCAUGUGUUGAGUGGCUCCGUACUUAGUGUGUGGAGCAAGGUGGAAGGAGUCUUAGCCUCCAUGCCAGGCGGAGCCAGCUCCAAGAUGCAGAUCAUACGGCUCCGCACUGAUGAUGGCAAAAGGAUUGUGGGGAGCCUGAUCCCAGGCAACUGUGUGAAUCCUCUGACCAACAUCCUGUCUCAAGACUCGGCUAAGAUGUACUCGGAGAAACAUCCCCCCAGGGAAGACGAGGCCAAUCUCAGCAUGCCUGUGUUUUUCUGAGGACAUACUGUUACUUGUGUAUUUGCAAUACUCACACUAAGUCUCCAGAAUGUGCUUUCAUCACCUUGUCAGUCUCCGCUGUCUUGGUGAACAACUGAACUUAUCAGCCAUGAUUGGACAUUGGGAACCGGAGCCACAGGACUCCUUCCCCAGUUUUGGUGAAUCGGAUGUUUUCAGCUGUGUAAUCUGGACGUUGUCAAGUAACAAAGCUAUCCAGUCUUGGUGAUUCUGAUAUUAUCUGCGUCAAGUCUUGACAUUGUGAAGCUGUUGUGAAUUGUCCAUUCUGGCAUCUCAGAUGUAAUGUGCAGCACAGACCACACAUUGGAAAUCUGGGAAAACAUUACUGUAGUGGUUCAACUCAGGUCAGGUCAGCAUCAAAUGAUGAAACAUUCAAGCUGACAUCAUCGAGCAACGGAUACAUAGCAGAGCACAUUUGCUUUGUAAGGCAGAUAAGCCAUCAAACUCUAUUCCAUUCAUCGACCAUGAAGACACUAUAAAGCAAGGUUCACUGCAGCAAACGAAAGGGCCCAAAACCAAGUCACCUUAGGAAGUGGACCCAUCUCUUUACAUCCCAUGCAGUGCAGUAUAGGACCAUUUCAGCAAUCCAGCAUUUGCUCACGUCAACACCUAUUAUAAAACUGGAGAAUUAUAUAUCUUAGCAUCUUAGUGGUACUAAACAAGAUGCAGUGUGGAAUCUAUGAACCAAAUAUAUAUUGAUCAACCUGUAGCAGUAUUUUUGUCAUGACUACAGACCCAUGCUUCAACAGAGGGCGUGAUCCUACUGAAGUCAGUGCUGUUGUGUGCAGGUUGUAAUUGGUGUUUUGUGUUAGCUACCCGGACAGGCUGGCAAGAGAUAGGGCGAGACUAGAUUGUACCCUCAGUCUUUCAUACAAUAUGGCCAUUGCUACAUUCCUACAGCCGUGACAACGCUACAGCGCCAGUAGUCUAGAUCAUUGCCUAGACGUACAGUACUCUGAAGCUGUAGAUUCAAGGAACGCUACAGCGCCAGUAGUCUAGAUCAUUGCCUAGACGUACAGUACUCUGAAGCUGUAGAUUCAAGGAACACUACAUAAGACUCCAAUCAUUGUUUCUGAUGUGAGGAUCAGAAUUCAUGGAUUUACAGGGAAUUGUGCAAAUUAAGCAGUUGAGAACCCGCGACUGCCAGAAUUCUUGUGUUGCUGUGUGAAAGUGGAUGCGAGUUUCAGUAUAUUUUGUGAAAGUGGAUGACCAUAUUGAAGAACCCUCACACGUGCCUUGUAUAUUUGCCUGUCAGUUAUGCAAUCAAGACUGCUUAUUCGAAAUACAUUGAAAAGUCCAUCGAUACAAUCUUGGAGUGUCAAUACUACAUUCAGAAUAUUGCCACGGUAUUUAUCUGACACGUGUGGUUUCAUCUAUAUCAUAGUUGCAGCCUCUUACACUUUCCAAUGAUAGGUUUAUUUCCAACAAUACAGAACUUCAUGCAUGAUGUGUAAAUAUAGCCUCUUCCAGUCAAACUUGAUAAGUUUUUAUAAGUGCAUUUGCCAUUCAAGAUACAUGCAACGUGCUGUGUAGAGACGUCACGUGAAUUUGUGAUAUAUUUCAGUGUGUAUAUAUUAACUCGAGUUUUCCAGUGAAACAAUUCCUACAGGCAGAUUCUGCCAUAGCUAGCUUGAGAUUGAUCAUGCUCAUGACAAACCUGGUAUGGAUGAUGAUGAAUCGAUUAUAUUCCAAGUCAGAUGUUUUGCCAAUGUAAAUAGAACUCUGUGAUUUCUGAUCAAACAAUUGUCAUGUGCAAAAAGAACUAUUUUUUGUACUGGUCUGCGUGAGCCAUGUAAGAGUUUGUACCAGAAUACAAUGGAUACCCCUCUCUGUAUCUCAGGAUGUAUCUGUUGCUACCAAGUUGAUGCAAGCUUCACUCACCAUAUUCUCAAUAGCGAUCUCUGUAUCAUUGGUCUGUCCAUAACGGUUUGUACAGUUGUUCAUUUCAAUUUAACAAAAGGUGCUUUCAACUCGUGUUCAGUACCCAAUCAAUGUUACCAGAGACUUAUUUAUUUGGCUUUGUGUUGUUGUAAUGUUACCACUUAUGUCUGUAUGACAGAUCUGUGUGAUAGUGUAGAGAGGGUGAUGAUGAUGAUGAUGAUGUCCAACUCAACCUGCUUAUAAUUACUCUCACCUUGGUGGGUACUUGUCAAACUUUAAAUUAAUGAGUUAACAGUGAACAUAAGGAUUAAGCAGAAAUGAAAGAUUCUGUACUAUGUCAAGAUUUUGUUAAAAAUUGUCAUGUAAUUUAUGUUGUCCACACAUAGGCUUAAUAUAAUACAUAUACUAUCUGAUGUAAGAUAUUAAUUCCCAGCAAACAAAUAAUGGAUAUUUUAAAGCGGUUUCUGUCUUUGGUUCAUCAGAUGGAAGCAUAAGAAACUACUUUCCUGCCAAAAUUGAUAAAUAUGUUAUAGCAGUUUCUAUAUUUGGUUCAUGAGAUAUAUGAAACUACUUUCCAGCCUACAAUUAACAGAUGUAGUAAAGUGGUUUUUGUGUUUGGUUCCUGGAAAAUGAAGCAAGAUUAUGACAUGAAUUCCACUGUUAGGCAUUUAUUUAAUUGUUACAUGUUGAAAGCGGUUUCUUUUUAAUCAGUUUGUAUUCAGAUAUUGUCACGGAUAUUGUUUAUAUUUUUUUGCAAUUUCAGUUUAUUGAUGGACAUAAUUUCUCAGCUGCAAGAAGGGAACAUUACACACUGAUACACAGAUCCUAUCGACUGAAAGACAAAUGGUUAUUAUGUCAAGUCUUAGAAAGUAGGUUGAAGAAAAUCUCAUUCUAAGAGUUGUUCUAAUGAAUGUCUGUAUGUGCAUGGUAUAUCUGGUUCUGCGAACAGAUUGUUAAUAACAUGAUUUCUUAAUUGUUCAAUAGAUAACAUUUAAGUUUAAAUCAUUUUCAAAUCGUGAUACAUCUUUUAUGAAGUGAUAAAAAUAUCCAUCUGAUAUCUUGCUGAGAUGCUUCUUAUUGAAUUCUAAAUAUAUAAGAAAUAUGUGCAAGUCUGGAGAUUUGAAUUUGAUGAGUUAGUACCCCCUAAAACUCUACUAGCUAAUGAGGUAUCAGGAUCUUGUGGUAGGUCUAUUAUGUCGAGCCUCUUUUAACCCUGAAGAAAAUGUACUUGAUUUGUGCUUGGGUCUAUUUCUAUCCUGGCGUACACCAGGUAGCCUCUGGUGCUUACUGUUGCUUCUGUCCCAGCCCAGUCAAUUAAUCCAACAGGGGUGGUGGGUUAGUGUAGUGGUUAAAGCAGUGGCUAGUCACGCCAAAUAUCCGGGUUCGACUCCCCACAUAGGUACAAUGUGUGAAGCCCAUUACCUGUGUCGCCUGUCGUGAUAUUGCUGAAAGUGGCGUAAAACCCCACUCACUAUUUCUAAACAAGCCUACAACAGACAGCCCCUGGUACUUACUGUUGCUUUAGUCCCAGACACUAUUCCAUUACUCCAAGACUUGUGAAAAUCUGAAGGGACAAGUUAUGAAACUAAAUAGACCCCACUUGAAGUUGACAGUGACAGUGAAUUGUUUGCUCAUAUCCGUCACUAGGUAGUCUGAUCCAGACUAAGUUAUUUGCAAGCAAACAAAUGACAGGUGUAUAACACCAUGCUGUGGUCCUGGAUCACAGAAAGAAUUUAAAUUGUUUUUCGUGUUGUGGAUAUCCUACCAUUAUGGAUAUUCUGACGAGAAAGGCCUCAUUUAUGCCUUGUUCUCUGGAUCCAUUGGCAUUUUGAAAACAUUUUACCUCCAUUAAUCCCAUGUUAGAAUAAGUCUCCAGAAACCAAUGCUGAUUGAGCUGUCAAAACGUAUCGGUGUGUCACGUUUAAUGAUUUGGUUAAAAGGACCAAUUAGAGGCUUACUGAUCUGAGAAAAAUUGUUUUCUGUCUCAGUUUAUACUGAAGUUAAUACUUUCUGAAAUGUAUUUUAUCAGUUUCAAGAGUUUUAAUGUUAGAUACUUUUUGGGGUAUUUUAAUCCCAUUAUUUAAGAACUUAAAUUUAUGGUAUUAAUUUGUAUAUUGACAUAUAUACUACAUAAGCAUGAUAAGUAAGUGAUACUAACUUGUUUUGUGUAUAGGCCAUCCCAUUAUUUUAUUACAGAUAAAAUUGGAUAGUGACUGCCAUGUUGUCCCUCUCAUAAGUAAUCCCAGUUCAUUGGAGAUAGGAUCAGAUAGUGGCUCAUGGGUUGUACUUUGUCAACGUAUUUAAACAUAGAUACGAAUAGAUAGUGCUAGGUUGUACUCUCAUUAAUCACUCAUUUCAUUGCAGAUAGGAUUGGAUAGUGACUGAUAGAUGUUUUCUCAUCAAUUUAGAUAUAGACAAGAAUUGAUAAGCAAGGUUAUAGUCUCAUUAAAGGCACUAUAUCCCACCACACUUCUCUAAAAAUAAAUAAUGCAUUUCUCUCAAUAAUACUAUCAGCCAUCAUGGAAGCUACCAUAUAAUUUAUCCCCCCAAAAUACGUAAUUAGAUUACAAUGAUAAUUAAAAAGUUCGAAUUAAUUAAUGCAAUGUUGCAUUAAAUCGAUUCUCGCGCCCUGUACCGGUUGAACAUUAUUUCAAGCGAACCCCACAAUUGUUAACAUUCCAUAUAUGGCAAGUGUUCUCUGAAAGCUGUUCGCCUCAAAGUUUCAAUUAACGAUUUCAGGCAAGUCGUAAGGGAUAAUCAGUCUUUAACUGCAUCAAUAGGAAGCUAAAGUGAGUGCACAUGCCCCAAUAUAUAUAAUAUAGACCGAUAUAUUGUCAAAAAUGUGUGACAUUGUGCCUUUAAUAAUUCAUUUCAUAAGACAGGAUUACAUAGUGACUGAUAGGUUGUACUCAUCAGAUAGAUAGAUUAGAUAUAGAUCCGUAUGAUAGUGACUGUGGAAGGUUGUGAAGUGUAGUGUUCCCUGACUGCGCUGACGAAGGAGGAGGGAGCGUGACUGAAGGCUGGAGCGAUGAAUGUACAGUUAGAUGUCUGGAGUUGACCACUGGUUAAAGGGACACUAUUGAUACAGACCACCUGGCCAGUAAUCUCAGCGCUUGUCACUUCAGUAGCAAACAAAAACAUUUUGUCCAUGUUCAUUUAUGUCAUGUCAUAUGCUAAUUUAUAAAAAUGUAAGUUUUCAGUGCGUGAUUUGUAUUUCAUGUUUACAAUGUGAGUAAAACUGAUUUGAUGUUUCUGGCAGUCAAGAGAUGUGAGAAAUGUUAAUCUGCCUUAAGUACUUCCAAGUAUUUGCCUUUUCUCAAACUGAUAAAAUUGAUAGUGUUCCUUUAAAGUUGUUCUGUUGAAUAUGUCCUGAAAUAUGUUUGUAAUAAACACAUCAACAAUA
Haliotis rubra (blacklip abalone) is the source of this 9820-nucleotide messenger RNA. RefSeq names its product protein strawberry notch homolog 1-like. Gene Ontology annotation, biological process: regulation of DNA-templated transcription. The record is from RefSeq and is a predicted model, not a curated record. Lineage: Eukaryota; Metazoa; Mollusca; Gastropoda; Lepetellida; Haliotidae. Gene Ontology annotation, cellular component: nucleus. Gene Ontology annotation, molecular function: chromatin DNA binding; histone binding.